GUAAGCUUGUUCACUUGUGUCCAUCGCACAGUUUUAGCUAACCUUUCAGGCUGUAGCGAAGAACAACAGCUAUGGCAGAAAGACCGGAGGACCUCAACCUUCCAAACGCUGUCAUUACGCGCAUCAUAAAAGAGGCAUUACCAGAUGGGGUUAACGUGUCCAAAGAAGCAAGAAGGGCCAUUUCUCAAGCAGCCAGCGUUUUCGUUUUGUACGCCACAUCCUGUGCAAACAACUUCGCAAUGAAGGCGAAAAGAAAAACGCUUAAUGCCGGAGAUGUGAUGGCGGCUAUGGAGGAAAUGGAGUUCGAACGUUUCCUACAACCUUUGCGCGAGGCGCUUGAGGCCUACAAAAAAGGACAGAAAGGUAAGAAGGAGGCCUCCGAGCAGAAACGCAAGGACAAGGAGAAGAAGAAUGGCGUAGACGACAACGAUAAAAGUCGAGAGGAAGAGGAGGAUGAAGAGGAGCGCAUGGAUGAAGAGCAGGAUGCAGAGAAUGAGGAGGAAGAUGAGGUGGAAAACUGAGUGUUGACCUUUUGGGAUGUGACCCGGGUCACACUGGGGUCACACCAGGCCUUGAUGGGGGACCCUGACAGUAGAUGUGUAGCGUGAUGCAUGGUAAAGUAAGAGGUGUCUUGGGUGUAGUGCACACUGAGUAUUAGAGUCUCAUGAAUCUGUCUGGACCCACGUUGAGCUUAAAGACUUUCAUUAGCCAGUCAUAGAGAAGCAGGCUUUGGCAGGACAUCUUCACUUCAUGUCAAA
Molecule: messenger RNA, 758 nt
Organism: Chanos chanos (milkfish)
Lineage: Eukaryota; Metazoa; Chordata; Actinopteri; Gonorynchiformes; Chanidae
Gene: pole3
Product: polymerase (DNA directed), epsilon 3 (p17 subunit)
Exons: 4
Coding region: 72-521 (149 amino acids)
Biological process (GO): heterochromatin formation; DNA damage response; leading strand elongation
Cellular component (GO): epsilon DNA polymerase complex; CHRAC
Molecular function (GO): protein heterodimerization activity; chromatin DNA binding
Source: RefSeq, a predicted model, not a curated record